Bufo gargarizans (Asiatic toad) is the source of this 2632-nucleotide messenger RNA. RefSeq names its product RIC8 guanine nucleotide exchange factor A (gene RIC8A). Gene Ontology annotation, molecular function: guanyl-nucleotide exchange factor activity; G-protein alpha-subunit binding. Lineage: Eukaryota; Metazoa; Chordata; Amphibia; Anura; Bufonidae. The record is from RefSeq and is a predicted model, not a curated record. Gene Ontology annotation, cellular component: plasma membrane; cytoplasm. Gene Ontology annotation, biological process: G protein-coupled receptor signaling pathway. The transcript has 10 exons. Bases 80 to 1699 code for a protein of 539 amino acids.
UGAAGGAAGAGCAGCGGAAUCAGGUCCACUUCCUGCACACACAGUGCAAGUAGCAGGCACACACUCUGCCCCUCCUGCCAUGGAUCUGGAUGCCAUCCUAGACAAGCUGGAGACUGGAGAGCAGGAGCUGGUGCAGAAAGCACUGAUCGAGUAUAACAAGGAGAAUUCUCAAUGUUUCUUCUUCAAUUCGGAGCAGAGAGAGCAGAGAAAGAAACUCGGAGAAGUGGUGAUCAAGUUCCUAGAGCGCGAUCUGCAGCCUUCCUGCCAAUUAGUCUGUCUAGAAACCAUACGCAUCCUUUCUCGAGACAAAUAUGGAUUAGCCCCUUUCACCAGCCGCUCUGCAAUGCAAAUCUUGGCCAGAUAUGCAGGUCUGGACUACUCUGAUGAGAUGGAGGUGUCUUGUAUCCCAGAUAGCGAGAGUGCAGUCGAAGCUCUGAAGGGCCUCUGUAAUAUUGUUUACAACAGUGUUGAAGCCCAAGAAGUGGCCACUGAGUUGCGUCUGGUGUGUGGCUUGGCUCGUCGCCUCAAGCUCUACAAUGAAACCAGGUCAUCUCAUGAGAGCAAGUUCUUCGACCUUCGCUUGCUCUUUCUUCUCACAGCUCUCAGAGUGGAUGUACGGAGGCAGCUAGCCCGAGAGUUGAGAGGGGUCAGUCUUCUGACUGACGCUUUGGAAAGCACACUGGCUUUGAAAUGGUCUGACAUCUACGAGGUGGUAACAGAUCAUCUAGCGCCACCUUUAGGCAAAGAAGAAACUGAAAGAGUGAUGGAAAUCCUAAAGACCCUCUUUAACAUUACGUUUGAUAUCAGCCGAAGGGAAGUCGAUGAGGAAGAUGCAGCUCUCUACCGCCAUCUGGCUGCUAUUCUUAGGCACUGCUUACUCCGACAAAGUGACGGAGAAGACAGGACAGAGGAAUUCCAUGGACACACGGUGAAUCUUCUGGUCAAUCUGCCUCUGAUGUGUCUUGAUGUUCUGCUGACUCCUAAGGUUGAACUUGGCUCUGUGGAGUACAUGGGAAUGAAUAUGGAUACUGUGGAGGUUCUGCUUCAGUUCCUGGACAGGAGGUUGGACAGGGGCCACAAGUUACGAGAGACUCUGACUCCUGUUUUGAACCUCCUUACUGAAAGUUCACGUGUCCAUCGAGAGACUCGAAAGUUUCUCCGAGCUAAGGUGUUACCACCUUUGAGAGAUGUAAAGAACCGCCCGGAGGUUGGAAAUACCCUGCGCAAUAAGCUAGUCCGCCUGAUGACCCACGUAGACACAGAUGUAAAACAUUGUGCAGCAGAGUUCCUAUUUGUCCUUUGUAAAGAAAACGUAUCUCGUUUUGUGAAAUACACUGGAUACGGUAAUGCAGCUGGCCUACUUGCUGCCCGGGGAUUGCUGGCAGGCGGACGCGGAGAAGGGCGAUACUCUGAGGAUGAAGACACAGAUACAGAGGAAUACAGAGAAGCUAAACCAAACAUUAACCCUGUGACCGGACGUGUAGAAGAGAAGCAGCCCAAUCCUAUGGACGGGAUGACAGACGAGCAGAAAGAGUACGAGGCUAUGAAACUGGUCAGCAUGUUUGACAAGUUAUCUCGAGAGCAAAUCAUCCAACCCAUGGGAGUAACAUCUGAUGGAAGGCUGGAGCCUUUAGAUGAAGCUGCACAAAAGAUGCUACAACAACAAGAAUCUUCUGAUCUGGAGACUGAUUCAGACUAAAAGUCUUCACAAGCUAUAAGCACAUAGAAGUCGGAGCAGAAACCGAGCCCGAGAAUGAGAGACUGCGAUCAGCUCUAUAGGCACCAUAAACGACAUGGGAAACUAAAUGUAGAUUACUGUAGAUGUAUCUUUAAGACCUUGGCGGUAGACCAGACACUGGGGUGUUAUAUUGUAUAAUAUGACCCUACCUAGGAGCACCUUCAGCCGCUAAGGACAUAGAAAUGUAAAAUGCCUACUGUUUCCUGAAGACCUUGGCACGGAGUGCUAGCUGCUCUGCUUGGGUAGAUGUCCUGUCAGGCAUGUGAGCUUUGUCAACUGUUUUAGAGAGUUGGAGGUAAACAUAUUUUUACCACUAGAGGGCAGUACUUGUUAGACAAACUGCCAACAGAGGGCGACUGUUUUAAUAUUAGAUGUCAGUAGAUCGAAGCAAAGAACUUAAAGACUGCAAGAAUCUUGAUCAACCUAAAAAAGUGAUCCCCAAGAAUCCUGGAAGUCAUUUUCCAAAGACAAGACGAUGCUUUUAGAUUCAGUGGUUCAGGCUAUACUGAAGCAUAGUGUAAACAAUGUAUUAAAAGCUUUCAGUCAGUCCCCCAUACAGUCACAGUAGUUACAAACUUAAGAGGAGGUGGGAUUCAGUUCCUUUAACAACAUAGUGAUGAGCAGAUGUGAAGAAAAACAUAUAUAAACCGAAAACCUAUAUAGCCAUGUAUGUCUCAAGUCAGUGUGACAAAGCUGCUAUAGACGAAGGUGAAGAAUUUCCUUAUCAUGAUGGAUGUACGUUCAGGAAUUUCAAUAUUUAAUGUGCGUGAAAGGUUCGCAUUGUUAUCUGGUAUAUUACAAAGAGAACCCUCAAGAGUGAACAGAUUAGAAACACAGAUUAAAACCUGUAGUGAAUUAUCAAUGAUCUAUUUUAUAAAAUCGCCAAAUAUUUCA